Messenger RNA from Lycium ferocissimum, 2516 nucleotides. RefSeq names its product transcription factor bHLH74-like. Gene Ontology annotation, biological process: regulation of DNA-templated transcription. NCBI's taxonomy places the organism in Eukaryota, Viridiplantae, Streptophyta, Magnoliopsida, Solanales, Solanaceae. The transcript has 8 exons. Gene Ontology annotation, cellular component: nucleus. Gene Ontology annotation, molecular function: DNA-binding transcription factor activity; protein dimerization activity. Bases 981 to 2120 code for a protein of 379 amino acids. The record is from RefSeq and is a predicted model, not a curated record.
CUUUCACUCUCUCUCUCUCUCUCUCUCUAUAUUAUUGUAUAGUAUAAAGUUUGCUUCUUUGCUAGUUCUUGAAAGUUGAAAGUACCCAUUGGGUGAAUUUACGUGGUGUAAAAAGGAAACUAUCAAGAACCCAAUUCAGGCUACUGUUUGCUAUAUAAUUGGGGUUAGGAUUUGGUGCUUUUUAUUGUCAUUUUUAGCUAACAUAUUUCAGAAUAUCUGAAAAGUCUUAUUGAGUCUAUUCUUUUUCUUGAUACUUGUGGGGCUUUUUUCUUUGAGUUGUCUUUGAUUCUAAGCUUCAACUGAGACAAUUGGUAUAUUUCCUUAACAAGAACCAUUUUUUUCUUUCUUUAACACCCCAUUCUCAUCUCCAUAUUGAAAUUUGCUGGAAGAUAAAUAAAGAAGAGUGAAGAGAUUAAUGUGAAGCUUGUAACUUUCUCUCUGCUGUUGUUUUUAAAUAAACAAAAGGAAUCUGCUUUCUUUUCAUUAGUGUGUGAGCUGUUAUUUCACCAAUGCUUUUCACUUGUUCAUUUCUCUACUUUAUGCUCUGAAAGUUUCAUACUUUCUUGUCCCUGGGAAUUACUUUUUUCUCUUAUUAGACUAUAGGUUUGAUCCUAGGGUUCUUGAAAACAAACAAGGGGGUAAAGAUUUUAUGCCUGCUACUUUGGAUUUUUUUUACCUUUGUGUGUGUAUCUACAUUGAGAGAUUUCUUUUGCUUUAACCUCUUCCUCUCAUUACUACUAUAUAAAGCUGCCAGGUUAUUUUGUUCCUUGUUGAGUCUUGCAAGAUAUUACCACUUCUUUUUGGUCAAACCCCACUUACCUUUUCUUUUUUAUUUUUCUUGCACAGAGUUCCUUUCUGUCAAAUAGCAAUCAAACACUUAGCUUGGGUUAAAAACAUUGCAUUGGGUGUUGCCUUUUUGAAGGUGCACACGAACUGAGUUCAGAACAACAUUUGUGGAUCCUCUUUGUAUUUUCUUGAAAAUGGGUACUAAGGAAAAUGGUGAUACUUCCUUCAAUUCCCUUUCUACAGGGAUGAUUAAUAGAGCAGAUUCAAUGACCAAUGUUGACCCUUUUAGUGGUUCUGGUUGGGAUCCACUUCUUUCAUUGAAUCACAAGGGUAAUUUUAAAGGAUCUUCAGUUGUUAGUCACAAUGAGUUUACCAAUUUGCCUUAUCAAUCAUCUCACUUUGUUAACUAUCCAUCUGAUUCAAAUCUGGCUGAAAUGGUCCCAAAGAUUCCAUCUUUUGGAAAUGAAAGUUACUCAGAGUUGGUCAAUACUUUUCCUUUACAAGAACAGCUUAGAGGGGCAAAUUGUUAUGCUAACUAUGUCAAGAAUAGAGGAAUUGCCACUGAAGGAGAAUGCCAAAUUUCUGGUGAAGGUGCUGUGGAGGUUUCACCUAAUGGGAAGAGAAAAAUAUCCAAUGCCAACAAGACUGUUGAAGGGGAGCUGCAGAAGGCUCCAUCAAGGGAUAGUUCAGACUGUUCAAAAGAACAAGAUGGAAAAAGACUCAAAACAGACCGAAAUAAUAGCUCUAAUUUAAGAAGCAAGCAAGCAGGGAAACAAGUUAUUAAGGAUGACUCUGAUGGUGGGGAAAAUCCAAAGGAUAAUUAUGUUCAUGUUAGGGCUAAAAGAGGGCAAGCCACAAACAGCCACAGCCUUGCAGAAAGGGUGAGGAGAGAAAGGAUCAGUGAGAGGAUGAGAUUGCUUCAAGAACUAGUCCCAGGCUGCAAUAAGAUAACUGGGAAAGCUGUGAUGCUUGAUGAGAUUAUCAACUACGUGCAAUCGCUGCAACAGCAAGUUGAGUUCCUGUCAAUGAAACUUGCUACUGUAAAUCCAGAGCUGAACUUCGAUAUUGAUCGUAUUUUAUCAAAAGAGAUGCUCCAUCAGCAAACUAGCAAUGCAGCUCUUCUUGGUCUUGGUCCAGGGCUGAGUUCCUCUCUUCCUUUUCCUGGAAUUUCACAUGGAAGUUUUCCUGGUAUCCCAGGAACAACGCAACCCUUCCACCCCUUGCCCCAGAAUUUAUGGGACAAUGAGCUCCAAAGCCUUCUUCAAAUGGGAUUUGAUUCUACUUCAUCUAUGAACAAUAUGGGACCAAAUGGGCGGUCAAAGUUGGAUCUGUAGAUUUUUGGGACAUGUUUAUCAUAAUCAAGAUUCAAUUACCCCAAUUGACUGCAAAAUCUGUUUGCAUACCUGGACAGAAGAUAUAGUGAAAAUUUACUUUACUUUUCUGGAGUUGUAUAGGAUAUUAGCUCCUAACUCAUUUUGUGUUCUUCGAGUUUUAGCAGAAGAGAAUAUUUUAGAUUUUAAGAAAUGACUGUACAUUGAAAACAAGUCAUCAUUUGGGGAAAGAUGGCUUGUUUCAAUUAUGUUUGUGCAAGUGUAAGAAUUUGUUUCUAAGCUUUACGAGGAUUUUUUGAGAGAAGAACACUACUAAUUUUCUUGUAAAGUCUUGUGAUAUCGGAAAUGAGAUGGAAUGGUACAUCAAUUUAUUAGUGCUUUCUCUUUUCCUGAGACAAA